Molecule: messenger RNA, 7159 nt
Organism: Penicillium brasilianum
Lineage: Eukaryota; Fungi; Ascomycota; Eurotiomycetes; Eurotiales; Aspergillaceae
Source: the annotation of a GenBank genome assembly
CGUGCAUCUGGCCAGUCUUGGAGCAAGCACUGGCCAGCCGCUAGCGCCGAUCGUGCGUCCGUCGUCGGAGCUCAUAGGUACUACAACGUACGUUCUUCGUAGUCGGGAGGGGUCGAGGCUACCUUGGGGAUGAUUAGAGGAGAUGACUCCGGAUUGCAUUAGCGAUAUGCAGCAAGAAGGACUAGUCAUGGUGGCCGUCAGAAUGAUCCAAUCACGACAUUAUUUGGAAUUGCGCUAGAUGAGCCCAGGGGAAUUUGCCGUCACGCAAGCCUUUCACGAGCCGGUUAACACUGGCGUGCUCGGUACAUGGAACGGUGGAAUACUCUUGACAGUUUACGAUCAGCGCCCGUAACGGGCUUAGCUCACGAUAAAGAUCGCUUGAUAAGAAGAAGGAAAAAAUAAGCCUGGAAUCUGGAACCUAGAACCUGGAACCUGAACUGGACACUCUUGGACGAGAGAGUUUCUGCUGCCUCUUGAUAUCGCCUUCUUCUCGUACCAUCGGCUAAUAUUCUUGCAACAUUUCCCCCCCUCUCUCUCUUCUCUCUUCUCUCUUCUCUUCCUCUUCCUCAAUGCCUCAUUCGCCCCGUUGCGUCAUCCGCCGUUUUCACCAACGCCGCUGCAUGCGCUAGUGGGCCGCAAAUCCUCCGAACUUUUUGCGACUCGUCCAUUCUAGCUUUCUGCGCGAACCUUGCCAAUCAACCUCUGAUGGGCGUGCUACAACCUCGUGGCCGUCGCGACUCGCGCGCCUCGAUUCCGUCUCACCGCAAUCGGGGAUUCGACCGCGAUCUCGACGUCGCCAUUGCGCCAGAGUCCCUGGUGGAACACGCCAACGCUAACUUUGGCAGCUCCCCGGGGGCCGGCCUCGAGGCCUCGAGCUAUAAUGGCUCCAGUUUGAGAACCCCUAGUCGAUCAUUCUACCACCGCUCUUUUAAUACACCUACUGACCCAGCCCACUAUGCUUCGGAUGGGCUCCGCGAACAAACGGCCGAACUAGCGACUUACGGUUUGUCGCUCAACAAAAAGCCCUCGCGUGGCAGGACCAGUUUACCUCCUGGUCUGGACAUUUUCCGCAGCCAGCUUCAACAUUCCCCGUCAACGUCGCAUGAUGAAUUGGCGAGCUCCCAUCCCACGGUUGGGGAAGACUCGUUAGAUUCACAUGCCGUACUCCUCGAUCCAGCCGCUGCCUCUGCCUCUGCCUCGUCGGCCUUGACAGAGAUGAUCCGCCGGCCUGCUGCUGGCGUGGUCGACCACUAUGCCAAGCCGAUCGAAGACACGUCCUUUUCGCCGCUGUCGACGAUCGACGAUGAAUCUGAAACCCGGGAUACGGAACGCACCUCGUUGCUGUCGAAGACGCGAUCCAAGUCUCUGCAUCAGUAUGGCUCAGUUGAAGAUAUUGAGAGUCAAAGAGGUGCCGCUCGGCGGGCAUCGACUGCCUUUGCCAGCAGUAUUUCAGCGGUGGGCAAAUGGUCUCGUAUCAUAUCCAACCCCAAGUCAUGGGACCGGCGUGCCAUUUGGCAAGAAGGCGUAGUAUAUCCAGCCAGUCUGAUCCCUGCCGUGGUUCUGGGUCUUCUGCUCAACAUCCUCGAUGCCCUAUCCUAUGGAAUGAUUCUGUUUCCUCUGGGAGAACCGCUGUUCGCCCAUCUCGGCGCCGACGGUAUCUCAAUGUUCUACGUCAGUACAAUCAUUUCCCAGGUGGUUUUUUCCUGCGGAGGCUCCAUCUUCAAGGGCGGUAUCGGUAGUGAAAUGAUCGAGGUGGUCCCUUUCUUCCACCAAAUGGCAUUCACAAUCAUGAACCGAGUAGGCAAAGAGAACCCGCAAUCAGUCAUUGCAACAACUAUCCUUGCCUUCUCAGUCAGCUCCGUCCUCACCGGUCUGGUAUUCUUCCUAAUGGGCGUCUGCGGUCUGGGCUCGCUGAUCGGGUUCUUCCCUCGCCAUAUUCUCAUCGGCUGCAUCGGUGGUGUGGGCUACUUUCUUCUCCAAACCGGAGUCGAAGUCUCUGCCCGGCUUCCCGGUUCUCUCGAAUACAACGUCGCCACGCUGCAGAAGCUCUUCCAGCUCGACACCCUCCCCCUUUGGACGAUACCCCUUUUUCUUGCGGUUGCUCUUCUCGUUUUGAAGCGUUUUAUUCGGUCGAAUUUCCUUGUCGGUGCUUACUUUAUUGGUGUGGGUGCUGUGUUCUACAUUGUUAUUCUCAGUGCUCGGAUUUCAAUGGAUACAUUGCAUCAUAAGGGGUGGGUGUUUGAUGCUCCGUCUUCUAACAAUCCGUGGUACCACUUUUAUACUCUCUAUGACCUUUCCGCGGUCAAUUGGACCGCCUUUGCCGACACUAUCCCUGCAAUGUUCGCGUUGACCUUCUUCGGUGUACUUCACGUGCCCAUCAAUGUCCCAGCAUUGGGCAUCUCGACUGGAGAAGACAACCUCAAUGUAGACAGAGAGCUCAUGGCACAUGGUGUGACAAAUGCCCUGUCUGGCUUCGCAGGCAGUAUUCAGAACUACCUGGUUUACACCAACAGUCUUCUCUUCAUCGCUAGCGGUGGUUCGUCGCGAUUAGCUGGUCUUAUGCUUGCUGCAGCCACGGCCGGGAUUCUGGUCAUUGGGCCGGUCAUCAUUGGCUUCAUUCCGGUGAUGGUCGUCGGUGCAUUGAUCUUUCUACUGGGAAUUGAACUUUUGCAGGAAGCCUUGGUGGAUACCUGGGGCAAACUUACGCGACUUGAAUAUCUGACGGUCUUUAUUAUUGUGGUGACUAUGGGUGCCGUAGACUUUGUCAUGGGAAUCCUUGUUGGCAUCAUUCUCGCCUGCGUCAACUUUGUCGUUCAAACGUCUCGCAAGUCUGCCAUCCGUGCGACCUUUUCUGGAGAGAUUGCAGGAUCCACCGUCCGUCGUCCACCUAUUCAGCAAGAAUUCCUGCAUGAAGCAGGGCAGCAAACUCUCAUCAUGAAGCUUGGCGGUUACCUCUUUUUCGGAACCAUCGUCAAUGUUGAGAAUACCAUGCGGGGACUGAUCGAAGAGGAAGCUUUCAAUCGGCAACCCAUUCGCUUCCUGAUUCUAGAUUUCUCUCGGGUCUACGGUCUCGACUUCUCCGCGGCCGAAGCGUUUACUCGCAUCAAUCGUGUACUUCGCAAACGCAAUGUGCAAACUGCUAUCUCCGGAUUGAAUGUGGAAGGUGAAGUGGGCAAGUCCCUUCAGAACGUUGGGCUCUUCGAGCCCGAAUCCGGCGUGCCACUCUUCGAAGAUCUCAACUCGGCUCUCGAAUACUGCGAGAACGACUACCUCAAAGUCUUCUACAGUCGCCAGGAAGCCCUAUCUCGCACGCCAAUCGGGGCAACUACCCCUCAAGACACCACCAGCGACAACAACCUCCAAGUCCCCCUUCCCGUCCCACAGGUCCCCAGCGCCAGCCUUUCCGACAACAUGGUCAGCUCCCCACGCGGCCAAUACCUCCAGCGCGUAGCCACAACCACCCUCCGCGAACACGAACAUGUAACCGCCCUAAUGGCCGCCCCUGCCUGGUCCUCAAUGCGCCAACCCCUCCCGCUCCUCCUCCAAACAUUCCAAGGUCUAUCCGCCCAAAAUGAAGACUUCUGGUUCCCCGCCUGCGCAUACUUCUCCCGUGAAUCCUAUCCAGCCGGUACAGUCCUCUAUCACGAAGGCGACGUCCCCCGCGCCUUCUACCUUCUUGAAUCCGGCAUGCUGCGCGCAGAAUACGAUCUUCCACAGGGUCGGUACUUUGAGCUCGUCGUCGCUGGCCGACCGUGCGGUGAAUUACCGUUCUUUAGUGACACGCGGCGUACGGCGACCGUCAAGUCAGAGCAUGACUGUGUGGCGUGGUGUUUGAGUGAUGAGCGGUGGAAGGCGUUGCAGGAGGAGGAGCCGAGGAUUGCGAGGGAAUUGCUGACUGUUAGCUUGAAGUUAACGACUGAGAGGAUGGAUAGUAUUACCUCAUAUGUGCUUACGAUGGCUGCUUGAUUGCAUUUCUUGUACAUUUUUGUUUUGCAUCUAUCCUCGGCGGUAAUCUGAGCGAAAUUAUACCUUUGCUUGAUCUUUAGCUUCCAGUUUCCCUCUCUCUUUACAUGUGAAAUGCGUACAUAGCUGUUCCAUACUUCCACCGCCAUGCCAAUUGGCCUACUAUCGUCUCCAUGGCACCUUUGCAAUGCAAAACACAUAACUAAUGACAUUCAUCGAAAUUGUUCACAACGCUAAAUCUCAAAUAAAAGACCACUGAACAAACAACAAAUAAAUGGAUCUAUCAUUCGGCGACAUCGCCGCUAUUCGUUUAAACAUCAAUUCAACAUCAAAAUGGCCAUAUCUCGUAAAAAUCCUUCAUUAUUUCCAACACAGGGCUUAGCACCCUCACAGACGAGACUUGACGGGCAUGUGAAGCUCCGAAUCAACCGACAACCCAUCAGCAAGCAAACGCUUGUUAUCGGGAUCGUACAAGGGCUCAGUCGUGACGGUAGCCUUGAUCCGGCGACCAAAGUACUCAAUGUCAACGCUUGCGCCUUGGUCCAAGGUCCCAGGUAACCAGGCAUACGCGACAGGCUUGCGAACUGUAAACCCAAACGCCGCGCUGGUCACAUACCCAACAGCCCUGCCAUUAUAAAACACCGGCUCUUUACCGAGAAUCAUAGACCGGCCAUCAUUGACAGUCAGACAGCGUAGACGCCGGGAGGGUUUCUGCUUGACAGGGAUAUGCUCGAGGGCAGACUUUCCCACGUAAUCCUCCCACUUGCUCACCCUGAUUCCAUUCGCCACGGCAGCUUCGUACGGGUUGUGCUCCGUGUUCAUAUCCGUGCCGUAGAUGCGGUAUCCCUUCUCCAGCCGCAGGGCAUUGAAAGCAGCACGACCAGCAGCGAUCAGGCCGUGGAUCUUGCCAGCUUGGAAAAUCGUAUCCCAGAGGCGUUGACCGUAUUCGGCCGUUGUCUGGAGUUCCCAGCCCAACUCGCCGACGUAGGACUUGCGGAAGGCUGUCACGGGGAUACCACUGAUGAGGGCUCGUUUCACGCCGAAAUAGGGCAGACCCUUGUUGGAGAAGUCGUCCGUGGUGAUUUCGUUGAUGACGUCUCGGGCACGCGGGCCCCAAAGUCCGAUGCAGCAGGUGCUGCCGGUGAUUUCGCGGACUUGCACGAAGUCCUUCUUACUCUGGUGGCGGGCUUCGCGGGCGAGAUAGGCUAGAUCGGUGGCGGUGUUUGCGCCGAUCUGGAAGAGGUUCUCUUCCAGUCUGGAAAUGAAGAUGUCGCUGCGGAUACCGCCCUGGUCGUUUAGGAGGAGGGCAUAUGUAAUGGUGCCGGGCUUGGUGUUGACGUCGGCUGUGCUGAGGCGCUGGAGGAGAUCGAGGGCGCCGGGUCCGGAGACUUCGAAUCGGUGGAAGGAGGUCAUGUCGAACAUGGCUACCGCGUUGCGUGUUUUCCAUGCCUCGACUGCGACGAUGGGGGAGUAGAACUGGGCUGACCAAGCAUCGCGCUCGACUGGUUUCCACUUCGGUGGCAGGUAGUUGAGAAGUUCCUUGUUCGCUUCAUACCAGAAAGGUCGCUCCCAGCCACCGAGCUCCAGGAAGUAAGCACCCAGCUCUUUCUGCCGAGCGUAGAAUGGACUGGUCCGUAGCUGGCGGGGGGAUUCUCUGGGUUGAGAUGGAUGCAGGAUGUCGUAGAUCUCGACAAAGUUCUGGGAUGAGGUCUCUUCGAUGUAGGACUGGCUUAGCUGGACUUCUUCAAAGCGAGACAGCUCGCACUCUGAUAUGUCGAUCUGCGAGCGACCGGUGGUAAGGACCUCGGCGACGGCACGAGCAACACCUGCAGAGUGUGUAACCCACACUGCCUCGGCGACCCAGAAUCCGUCCAGAUUUGGUGCCUGUCCAACAAUGGGUCCUCCAUCGGGCGUAAACGAGAAGAUGCCAUUGAAUCCGUCCGCGAUUUCAGUCUCUUGUAGCAUGGGCAACAGCCGUUGUGUUUCCUUCCAGGCAGGGUCAAAGUCUUCCGCAGUGAAUUCGAGGCGGGAUGGCAUAUUCUUUUCAUCGACGUCCUUAGGGGUGAGACCUAGAGACGAAGCCUUAACGGGCAUGGGUCGAUGGCCAUAGUACCCGAUACCGUAUUGGUCCCCGUGCUCGCGGUAGUAUAGAUCCUGGUCUUGGUGUCGUAAAAUUGGGAGUUCGGCAUUCUUUCCAUUAAUUUGUUUAUUGAGCUCCCUGCCCACAAGAGAUGGCACCGCCGUCGUUUUGGCGUACUGGUGAGCGAGCGGGAGUAAAGGAAUGGACACGCCGACCAUGGCGCCGAGUUCCACGCCCCAGAACCCAGCACAAGAAAUAACAAUAUCAGCUUCGAUAGUACCAUUGGGUAUCGUUACCCCGGUUACUUGACCAUUUGCUUGCUUGAUGCCCGUCACGGGUGUUGAUUCGAGGUAUUUGACACCAGCCUUGCGGGUGCGUUCAAUGAGGAGCUGGGUUGCACGAGCGGCGAGCGCAAGGCCGUCACUAGGAAUAUGUAGACCCCCGAGCACGACAUCCUUGUUCAAAUGAGGGUACAAUUUAAGACACUCCUCCGCAUUCACGAGGCGAGCCUCAAUGCCCCAUGAGGAAGUAUAACCAUGCUUGCGCUUGAGGUCCUCAAGCCGUGCCGGCGUUGUUGCCACCUCGAGACCACCAACUUGAUUGAAGCAGUUCUGGCCAUCUUUCUCAAUGGACUGGAGUUUCUCGACAGUGUAUCGUGCAAAAUGCGUCAUCGUCUUGGAGGGAGUAGUCUGGAAUACGAGGCCGGGGGCAUGUGAUGUGGAUCCGCCGGGCAUGUAUAGCGGACCCUGCUCGACGACGGUGAUAUCCGUCCAUCCGCGCGAUAACAGCUCAUCAGCGAUGUUUGUGCCGACAAUUCCGGCACCGAUGAUAACGACACGCUUUGUAGGUGACAUGGUGAAUGAGAGGGCGAAUUAAUCACGCUGCACGGAACUGCGGAUGUUCUCGCUUUAUGUAUGUCUGGUCGGCAAAACAGCUAGAUACUUAGGAGCUCCCCCGCAGGAGGGGGUUUCCGUCCCCGCAGAUUGCGUAUCGUGAUGAUAUAGAAAUGGAUUCUAGUGAGGGAAAGCUAUCCAGGCCCCGCAUCGGCUCGGACGGUGCUCGGGGACGAGUACACCGGCAACGGAUACAGGCUUCUGUUGCCCGGAUGAGGGAUGG